GAUUAACCCUUUUUUUUUUUUUUUAAUUUUAUAAAAAUUUGUAAACCUUUGUUUUUGGGCCAAGCAUGAUCAGCUUGUACAUCACAGGCCCACAUUCAAAAAGCCCAUUGGACUAAACUCAGUCCCACCACAUACUACAAGAAAAAGGGCCUCCGUUCCUUGGGAUCCUAACUGCCAAAUAGACUGACUCCGUCCGCUCACCAAUUGGGGACCACCACGCGUUCUCUCCCGAUUGGGUCCUCCACCAAUUCUCCCGCGCCAUUAUAAACCUCCACCCGUAACGGAACUCCGCUAACCUUGCCGAUCAAAUUCAUGAAUUUUCCCCUUCUCGAGAGCAAGAGAAAGAAAGAAAGAAAGAGAGAGAGAGGUGACGAGAAAGCAAGAGAUUGAGCAACGCAAAUGGCGACAGUUCAAAUGCAGAGAGUUGCAGUAUCGCCACAGGAACAAGCCAAUAUUGACGCAGCGAAGAAGAACAGAAUUCAGGUUUCCAAUACCAAGAAACCACUCUUCUUUUACGUCAAUCUUGCAAAGAGGUAUAUAGAGCAGCACAAUGAGGUUGAGCUCUCUGCCUUGGGAAUGGCAAUCACUACAGUUGUCACUAUUGCCGAGAUUCUGAAGAACAAUGGACUGGCUAUUGAGAAGAAGGUGUCCACAUCUACCGUUGGAAUGAAAGACGAGAACAAGGGUCGUCUCGUGCAGAAGGCUAAGAUUGAGAUUGUGCUGGGGAAGUCUGAAAAAUUUGACGCUAUAAUGAAAAUGAAUGCUGCUAUACUUGCUCCAGAGGCAGUUGCUGAGGCAAAGAAAUGACAACAAACGUAGAGCCCUUCCAACAGUUCAUUGUUGUAGUUAAACAUUCACAUUGUUUUUUACGCUCUGCCUCAAUAGAGAUAAGUAGGAUAAUAGGUAGAUAAAUUUUUUUUUGAAGUUGCUAGUAUGAAAUAUUAAAGAGAGUAGAGAAAACAAUUAUCAUAAAUGAGAUGGCAGUGCAGAAAGGGAGGCUGCAGUGGUAUGCUACUCUCUAGUUUCAUCCUUUCACGGAGAAUUGUAAAGAUCUUCUCUUUUAUCAUAUGUUUCCUUCUAGAUUUGUAAUGUUUUCAUCUUUCUGCACGUAAUGUUGAUGACUGAAUGUCAAAGUGGGAAGAAAUUUUA
Messenger RNA from Prunus persica (peach), 1149 nucleotides. RefSeq lists its product as uncharacterized. Gene Ontology annotation, molecular function: RNA binding. Gene Ontology annotation, cellular component: nucleus. Bases 400 to 807 code for a protein of 135 amino acids. NCBI's taxonomy places the organism in Eukaryota, Viridiplantae, Streptophyta, Magnoliopsida, Rosales, Rosaceae. The transcript is spliced from 5 exons. The record is from RefSeq and is a predicted model, not a curated record.